Colletotrichum orchidophilum is the source of this 2061-nucleotide messenger RNA. Its product is annotated as F-box domain-containing protein. Gene Ontology annotation, cellular component: SCF ubiquitin ligase complex. Bases 1 to 2061 code for a protein of 686 amino acids. The transcript has a single exon. Gene Ontology annotation, biological process: SCF-dependent proteasomal ubiquitin-dependent protein catabolic process. Gene Ontology annotation, molecular function: protein binding. The record is from RefSeq and is a predicted model, not a curated record. Lineage: Eukaryota; Fungi; Ascomycota; Sordariomycetes; Glomerellales; Glomerellaceae.
AUGGCCGACACUGAAAUCCCCACCGGGCCGACUCCUAUGGAAGUGGUUGACGAGCAAGGCUCAGGCCUCUCAAAUCCCUCUGGUAAAGCGAAAGGUCGACAUCGCGUGCUCUGUGGUGUCCAACGAAUGUCUUCCUCGCCUGCUCUGGCGAGGAGUAGCCGUACUAGAUCACACAGCAAUCCUCAACGCAUGCGUGGUAACGUUUCCUGCGUGAGCUUGGCAGGGCCUUCAACCGCGGGAACCUCCUUCACUGGCGACUCUUAUUUUCCCUCAGGCGCAACAGCAUCUGGCUAUGCCAGUGCCUCCAGUUCCGUUCCAGGAACACCAUCCAGCGAAAUUAUCCAAUUCGUGGGCAUUGACGGCCGACUGGCUAUUCGCCGAGUCGACAAUGUCUUUCCCACUACGCAGUCCCCAGGCGCACAAACCAUAGGCCUCCCAUCCGAUCUGAGGACGACUAGCAAAGCUCAGGUUGCCAACCCCGCGGUCCCCAAACGCGGCUUCAACUUCUGGGAGAAUAUGCCACACGAAAUGCGCGUGCACAUUUUCUCCUACCUGUCACCCAAACAGCUUGUACGAGCUUCGCGCGUCAGCAAAGCUUUCCACAAGAUCUGCUUCGAUGGGCAACUGUGGACAUCUUUUGACGCCACGGAAUUUUACCAAAUCAUCCCGGCUGAAUCACUCGCAAGAAUUAUCGUCGCCGCUGGACCGUUCAUCAAGGACCUCAACCUAAGGGGCUGUGUUCAGGUCGAACACUACAAGAGGGCCGAGGUAGUUGUCAAGGCUUGCAAGAACUUGGUCAACGCGACGCUCGAAGGAUGCCGCAACUUUCAGCGAAACACGCUACACAGCUUGUUGAGAACGAACGAUAAGCUCGCCCACCUCAACUUGACUGGUUUGACAGCGGUAACCAACAUGUCCUGCAAAAUCAUUGCCGAGUCAUGUCCGCAGCUGGAGAUGUUCAACGUGUCGUGGUGCGUGCAUAUGGACGCAAGAGGUAUCAAGGCAGUGAUCGAAGGCUGCCCGAGGCUGAAGGAUCUGAGGGCAGGAGAGGUCAGGGGAUUCGACAACAUAGAAGUCGCCGAGACGUUGUACAAGACGAACAGGCUGGAAAGGGUAGUCCUCAAUGGCUGUGCCGAGCUGAACGAUCGCGCGCUCAAGAUCAUGGUCCACGGAGAAGACCCCGAAAUCGACAUCCUCACCGACCGACCGAUCGUUCCUCCGAGGAAAUGGCGUCAUCUCGACCUCAGCCGUUGCUCCCGUCUUACUUCGCAAGGUGUGAAGGCUCUGGGAUACAACGUCCCGGAUCUCCAGGGCCUGCGCCUGUCCGGCUGCACCGCACUCACUGAUGCCGCGCUGGAGCCCAUCUUUGCCUCGACUCCGCGUCUCACGCACCUCGAACUCGAAGACCUCUCGGACCUGACCAACACCCUCUUCUCAGAACACUUGGCCAAGGCCCCGUGUGCGCCUUGGCUGGAGCACCUCUCCAUCAGCUACUGCGAGAACCUCGGCGACAGCGGCGUGCUCCCGCUCGUCAAGAACUGCGUCAACCUCAGGGCCAUCGACCUCGACAACACCCGCAUCAGCGACCUCGUCCUCGCCGAGGCCGCCUACAUGGUGAGCAACCGCUCCCAGAGCAAUGCCGUGAAGCCGAAGCCCAAGGUCGGCCUGCAUAUGGUCGUGUACGACUGCCAAAACGUCACCUGGACCGGCAUCCGCGAGGUCCUCUUCCGCAACGCGCAGUCGAAGCCGUCCAUGUCGGAGAUUGGCAAGUUCGCCUACGCGUCCGAGGCCAUUGGGCUCAAGUGCUUUUACAAGUUCCAAAUGACCGUGGACGAGCACAUGAAGCGCGUGCUCCGCGGGGACCUCGCCGCCGCCAACCGCCUCGAGCACCGGUGGGCCGAAUACAUGCAAGCGAAUGAGGAAGCGGGGACCACCGGCGCCGGUCAUCGCCGGCGCAGGCGGCGGGCGAGGGAGGCACAGAUGUUGCAUGCUGAUGAAGAAGAGGGCGGCAACGGCGGUCGGAGGCGGGGCCGAACCGUCGGGGCGUGCACGAUCAUGUAG